GUAAGGGGGAAACGCGAGGAACAAGGAGGGCGGCGGAUGGUGGCCGCACGAGGACAGAUCCAGCGAGAAGCGCAGCGAUGCAUCAUGUCCAAAAUGGUGGUCUUCCGUGUGGGACUUGGUGUGGUCCUGGGCGCAGCUGCAGGAAUAGGUCUCUUCUACUACUUCUACAAACAAAAGAGAAAAAAGCCCCAGCAAAGAGGGCGAUCCAAAUCACCAAACGUACAGAGUCAACAUAAUGCUCUGGACCCUAAAGAACACACACAAAUUCUACAGCCUUAUAAUCAGGUUCCACGGAUGAGACAAGCACCAGUGGAAGGUGGUGAUAGCAUCCCAUAUACAGCUCAUCUAACACAAGAAGAACAGGCUGAAGUGCUGAACCGUCUAGACUUUGUGCUCAAAAGCCUUAUAGAACUGCGACAUGAAGUGGAAGAGUUGCGGAAUAGCCUGCGGGGUUUAGCAGGAGAGAUUGUUGGAGAAGUCAGAACCCAACUAGAGGAAAGCCAGAAGAUUAUUCGGCGGAGGCGUGCUGUAUAUCCCAGAGAAAGGAGUGAUUCCACAGGUUCCAGCUCUAUAUAUUUCACAACCAGCUCUGGAGCUGCCUACACUACUGAUGGUGAAAGUGAGGGAGGCUAUACUACAGCCAAUGCAGAGUCUGAUUAUGAUCGCGAGUCUGAUAAAGAGAGCGAGGAAGGAGAAGAUGAAAGAAGUUGUGAGACUGUGAAAACGGCAAGGAGGGAUUCCUUAGACCUUGUCAACGAGGAUGAAACACUGACUUUGGACCCUGCUACAGACGAAGCACUUGGUCAGUUGCUCCAGCAAGCAGAUCGCUUGCACAGUGGGAGCGAACAGGAGAAGAGAGAAGGAUUCCAACAGCUGCUUAACAAUAAACUAGUGUAUGGUGACAAACAGGAUUUCCUUUGGCGCCUGGCCCGAGGUUAUAGUGAUAUGUAUGAAAUCACGGAGGAUGCAGAUGAGAAGUUAUCUUAUGCGUCUGAGGGAAAGGAUGAGGCAGAAACAGCUUUGCAGAUGGGAGAUCAAAGUGCUGAGUGUCACCAGUGGUAUGCCGUUUUAUGUGGCCAGGCGUCAGAACACGAAAGUAUACAAAAGCGCAUACAAGCAGGGCACAUUUUUAAGAAACAUGUGGACAAAGCAAUUGCUCUGAAACCAGAUGACCCCAAAUCUUACUAUCUCCUGGGCCGGUGGUGUUACCAGGUCUCUCAUCUGGGAUGGUUGGAAAGGAAAACUGCUGCCGCCUUGUAUGAAGAACCUCCCACAGCCACUGUUCAGGAUGCACUGCAGAAUUUCUUAAAGGCCGAAGACCUGAGUGCUGGUUUUUCAAAAGUGGGAAGAAUAUACAUUGCCAAGUGCUACAAGGAACUGGGAGAUAACUCGGCAGCUGCUCACUGGCUGAGUUUGGCUUCAGAGUUGCCAGUCAUCACAAAAGAGGACGCUGAAAGCAGUAGAGAGAUGGAAGAGAUGGAAGCAAAUUCAGAAGACUAAGCAAGUUGAAAGAUCCGUCUGCAUAAUAGUUGUGCAAAUGCAGUGAAAGUUCCAGUCUAAAAGGUUUCACAGUCAUUAUUAUCCUUGCUGGGCUUCAUCAACAUGACGCAGAAUGCAAAUGAAAAAUCAAACCGUGGUUUCAGCAGUCCUUUUUCAAAGAAUUAGGCUGGCAUGAUAGUCAAAGAAAAGUGAUUCAGCUCAUAUCCCUUGAUUGCUAAAUCAGUAUGCUUAAGUGUCCUCAAAACAGAAGUUACCAAGUUGAUUAUUU
Messenger RNA from Lacerta agilis (Sand lizard), 1768 nucleotides. It is a transcript of the gene RMDN3, whose product is annotated as regulator of microtubule dynamics 3. The coding region runs from base 37 to 1500 and encodes 487 amino acids. The transcript is spliced from 13 exons. Gene Ontology annotation, molecular function: microtubule binding. The record is from RefSeq and is a predicted model, not a curated record. Gene Ontology annotation, cellular component: spindle microtubule; cytoplasm; mitotic spindle pole. NCBI's taxonomy places the organism in Eukaryota, Metazoa, Chordata, Lepidosauria, Squamata, Lacertidae.